This is a messenger RNA of Oryza brachyantha (malo sina), 3021 nucleotides long. Its product is annotated as protein STRUBBELIG-RECEPTOR FAMILY 3-like. NCBI's taxonomy places the organism in Eukaryota, Viridiplantae, Streptophyta, Magnoliopsida, Poales, Poaceae. The transcript is spliced from 17 exons. The record is from RefSeq and is a predicted model, not a curated record. Bases 330 to 2702 code for a protein of 790 amino acids. Gene Ontology annotation, biological process: protein phosphorylation. Gene Ontology annotation, molecular function: ATP binding; protein kinase activity; protein binding.
UCCUCUUCCUCCUCCUCCUCGCUUUCUCUCACUUCGCCGCCACUCCCACUCUCCUCUCUCUCUCCUCUGGAGACUUGCAGCUAGAUUCGAUUCUGCUCCUGCUGCGCCGCCGCCCUGCUCCGGGAACCGAGCCGCGCGCCGGUGGUGGUGGUGUGGGUGCUGCGUGUGGGGGCACGCGCGGCAUCGCUCUCUCGCUGGCCUGUGCUGUGGCUAGAUCUGCGACGCGCGCGCGGUGGUGGUGGGUCAGUGGGUGUAGUGAUCUGCCUGCGGGGGGGCACGGUGGCCGGCUGAUGCUGCGGUAACUCUCGAGGCGAGCGACGCGGGGGUCGAUGGCGCCCUGGGGAUGCUUCCGGAGGGGGGCUCCGGCGCCGGUCGUGCUGAGGCUGAUGCUGCUGCUGCUGAUCGCCGCGGCGGCAUUGCCCCGGCGGGCGCUCGCGGCCACCGCUGCCGCCGAUGUUGCUGCUAUAAAUGGACUGUAUAUUGCACUUGGAUCACCUGCUCUUCCUAAAUGGACUGCCAAUGGUGGUGACCCCUGCGGUGAUGGUUGGCAGGGCGUUGUAUGUAUUGGCUCAAAUAUAGAUUCAAUAAUUUUCAAUGCUGCAAAUUUGGAAGGACAGUUAGGCAGCCUGGGGAACUUCACUUCAAUAACCACUAUAAAUCUUAGCAACAAUAAUAUUGGUGGAACUAUACCAGAAGAUCUACCUGUUACACUGCAACAUUUUUUUAUGUCUGAUAACCAGCUCACUGGAAGCAUUCCGACGUCACUAUCAAAGCUUCAGAGUUUAACAGACAUGUCUCUAAAUGAUAAUCAUCUGGACGGGAAACUGCCAGAUGCUUUUGAUUCACUUACUGGCCUUGUAAAUCUUGAUAUUUCAUCCAAUAACUUCAGUGGUCCAUUACCAACUUCGUUGGGGAGCCUGUCAUCGUUGACUACAUUGCACAUUCAAAACAAUCAGCUCUCUGGAACCCUUGAUGUCUUGCAGGAUCUCCCCCUCAAAGAUUUAAAUAUAGAGAAUAAUCUGUUUUCUGGACCGGUUCCUCCAAAGCUGCUGAAUGUGCCAAACUUCAAAAAGGAUGGGAACCCAUUUAAUUCAAGCAUAGCUCCUUCUGCAUCACCGUCUUCAACACCUACAGGCUCUACACCAACACAAACGCCAUCAUCACCUUCCUCUCCUUCAGGAACACCUUCAGCAUCUAAUUCGCCCUCUAACUCUUCUGGUGGAUCUACUGCUCGAGACAGCAGCUCUCCAUCAUCCAGGAAACAUAAGUCUUCAACCCUCAGGACUGUUGGAUAUGUUCUUCUAGCUAUUGUUCUGUUUAUAGUUACAGUGCUGCUGGUAAUAUUUUGCCUAUCCAAGUACCAAGAGAGACAGUCAAGACGUGAUUAUACAACAAGUCAGGUGGGGAGGGUUCAUCAGAGGGUUGAAGAGCCAAAAGUUAAGCAAGCUUCAGUACAGUCAAGGAAUGAUGCUAAAAAAGGCUCAACAGAGGUUCCUGAUCGGAGGCAGGUUCGUGAAAUAAAUUUGGCAGUACCAGCUGCUCUUGAGAAGCCUCCUGAAAAAAGAAAGGAACAUGCAAUUAAUUUGGAGCGAUCAGAGUCAGAAAUUUUUGCUUCUGCACCUCCGCCGCCACCGCCACCACCACCACCUCCUCCUCCGCCGCCACCAGGCCCACCACCUCCGCCACGGACGCCGCCGCCACCACCACCACCUGUUGAAAAAGUGAUUGUAAAUCCCAUUGUUAAGCCAGAGAAAAGAGUUAGUACUCCACCUAGGACAGGUCCCUCGACAUCUGCAACAUCUUUUUCUGUCGCGUCACUUCAGCAAUAUACAAAUAGUUUUGAAGAGGGAAAUUUGAUAAGAGAGAGUAGGUUGGGGAAAGUAUAUCUGGCAGAACUUCCUGAAGGCAGGUUCUUGGAAGUUAUGAAGAUUGAUAACGCCAAUGAUAGAAUACCAGUAGAUGAAUUUCUAGAACUGGUUGCACGUGUAUCAGAUAUUAGGCACCCCAAUAUCCUUGAGCUUGUUGGAUACUGUGCAGAAUAUGGUCAACGGUUACUUGUUUAUAAUCAUUUCAGUCGAAAAACACUGCAUGAUGUAUUACAUGAAGGGGAGGAAUUGGAUGGCGCACUAUCAUGGAAUGCUCGCCUCCAGGUUGCUCUAGGUGCAGCAAAGGCCUUAGAGUAUCUCCAUGACAAGUGUGAACCUCCAGUAGUGCACCAGAAUUUUGAACCAGCCAAUGUGCUUCUUGGUAAUGGAUUUUUAGUACGUGUUGCUGAAUGUGGACUGGCAGAAUUGAUGCUGUCAGGUUCUGUUACACAGUUGUCAGGUCGCAUGAGGGCACUCCUGAAUUAUGAAGCGCCUGAAAUCCAUGAAGCUGGGACUCUUACGGACCGAAGUGAUGUUUACAGUUUCGGCGUGGUAAUGCUAGAACUGCUCACUGGCCGUAAACCAUAUGACAGUUCUCGUCCACGUGCUGAACAACAUCUUGUUAGAUGGGCUGAUUCUCAACUUCAUGACAUUGAGUCCCUGUCAAAGAUGGUUGAUCCUUCUAUUAAAGGAGAGUGUUCUGAGAAAGUACUGUCACGUUUUGCAGACAUCAUCAGUUGUUGUAUCCGGCCGGAACCAGAAUUCAGACCAUCAAUGUCAGAAAUUGUCCAAGACCUAGCUAGGAUUGUUAGUGUUACCGGUGAGGAAUCAGAGUAACAAAGAGAUCAUGGCGGGGCCAUACAUCUAGCUAGGAAGCCAGCUCACGCAGCUAGUGAAGAUAUUCAGAGGAAACAUCUUUAGAAAUUCUGCGGAGCAUCCUUUCAGUAUUUAUAAUGGACAACAUUGUCCUGUAGUGUACAUGUUGAUUCUGGAGCGGCGUUUACCUGUUGAAAGGUGGUAGUGGUAUAGCCAGGGGAGGGGGCAUGGGCCUUCUUAUUGUGGCCAAGUAGAUUCCUGUAAUUUCUGGACAUUAUCAAAUUGCAUGUAUAUCUUAUAACCCAUUCUAAUUUUGAUCAUUUAUUUACAUCAAAACUAG